This is a messenger RNA of Carcharodon carcharias (great white shark), 1410 nucleotides long. RefSeq names its product signal recognition particle 14 (gene srp14). The coding region runs from base 59 to 391 and encodes 110 amino acids. Gene Ontology annotation, cellular component: signal recognition particle, endoplasmic reticulum targeting. The record is from RefSeq and is a predicted model, not a curated record. Gene Ontology annotation, molecular function: 7S RNA binding; endoplasmic reticulum signal sequence receptor activity. Gene Ontology annotation, biological process: SRP-dependent cotranslational protein targeting to membrane. The transcript is spliced from 5 exons. Lineage: Eukaryota; Metazoa; Chordata; Chondrichthyes; Lamniformes; Lamnidae.
GUUUCCGGUGACGGUGCUGUUUCCGGUGAAGAGGCAGAGCUGUAAUAGUGAGACUGACAUGGUGUUACUGGAGAGUGACUCGUUUCUGACUGAGCUGACCCGGCUUUUCCAGAAAUGUCGAACCUCUGGAAGUAUUUACCUCACCAUGAAGAAAUAUGAUGGUAGGACAAAGCCAGUUCCACGGAAGGGAAACCCCGAUACCUUUGAUCCUGCUGACAAUAAGUGUCUACUGAGGGCAACUGACGGGAAGAAGAAGAUCAGCACAGUGAUUAGCUCCAAGGAGGUGAACAGGUUCCAGAUGGCAUAUUCAAAUCUGCUACGGGCACACAUGGACGGCUUGAAGAAGAAAGACAAAAAGAGCAAGAGCAAGAAGACCAAGGCCACGCAAUGACUGUGCUGUUGGCAUGGCGAUUGGUGGGGGCGGGGGGGCUAGCUUCCUGCUCCUGAGGCAGCGGAGGAGUUGUUGUCUUUUCCUGUAACUGUUAUCAGAUCCUUGAGCUGCACUUGACUUCAGCUUCUUGCCAGUUUUUUUUAUAAGCUUAAAUCACACGGAGAUGUGGAGGAUUUGGGCAAGGGGUGUGUGGAGGAGGAACUUGUUUCCGUGGGGAACUUAAUGGAAACGCACUAUGUCCAGAGGUGUGACCGAUGGCUAUACCCCCAAAGCAAAGUUUUUUUUUCUGCAGCUAUUCAUGGUUAUGAAGACAUUUAUUAAGUAUUGCAGGAGAUGGGGGUGGCGGGGGGGCGGUAUCAGAGCUCCAUUUGCUCCUCCACUUUUCGUAGGAUUUUGCCUCUGUUAGUACAUCAUGGGGAAAGUGACCUCUCUCUCCAGACAAAAGUUUUGUUCAAUUCUUGAUCCUUUCAAAACGUUGUGCCUGAGAGUACCUGUGAUCUCCAUGGAUUUCAGGUGUUAAUUUUCCUGGUUACAAUUGCUAAUUUUGUGCCUGAGCCCCCAGCCCCCACUCACCUUGAGGCUCUUUACAAUCCUGGAUGCUACAACAGAAGCCGAGAUGUACUCUAAUGCUCACUAAUGAGAUCGAACCCUUUGUGGAAUGGAUUGCAGAGGGCGACACUGCCCUCAACUUCUAGACAAGACCCUUGUCUUCCCCUGCCCUGUCCCUCACAGAAAAAACAGGUAUUCCAUCUAACACGUUAGCAGAAAUCAGCCAGAUGGAAACAUAGUCUCUGGUCAAAUAUACAAAACGGGCAACAAGCUUUUAUCUCUUACCAAUUAGAGUUUGGACCUCCCGUGAUGGUUUAGUCCCCCAGUGUGUGGAUGAGUUUUGAGUGAAAAAUCACUACAUUGGGACUGCAAGCGGUUUUCACAAUGGAGAACAAUUUUGUUUUCUGACAAGGUUAUAUAUUGAAUGGUACAGAGCUGUAUAUUAACUACAAUAAAUUACAUGAAAAGGC